Messenger RNA from Menidia menidia (Atlantic silverside), 2268 nucleotides. NCBI's taxonomy places the organism in Eukaryota, Metazoa, Chordata, Actinopteri, Atheriniformes, Atherinopsidae. The record is from the annotation of a GenBank genome assembly.
GAGGUGAGGAUUGUCCUCCUGGGACACGACUGGCUGGAGAAGAGCUUGACCGGGAACACCAUCCUCGGCCGGCCGAUGUUCGACGUCAGCCGGGACGUGAAGAUGUGCGUCCAGAGGCGAGCCGUUCUGUGGGACGGCAGGAAGAUAGCCGUGGUCUGCACCCCCGAAAGGUGGAUCCACUACGACGUCCGGGACCCCGGCUCGGUGGACGUGAACAUGGCGGCCAGCGUGGCCUCCUGCCCACCUGGACCGCACGCCUUCCUCAUGGUCAUACCCAUCCGGUCCCACAGAGGCAGGGAGUGGACAGUAGAGGGACCUCUUGAGCUGUUAAAUGACACCCUAUGGAAGCACACUAUAGUAAUAUUUACCAGAUGUGAGCGCCUAAGACAGAUUUCUGUGGAAAGCUACACUGAAAAACAUAGUUUUCUUAAAGGCGUUUUGGAGAAGUGCGAAAAUAGAUACCAUCUUUUAGACACGAGCGUGUGGGGAGAGGACGAUAACAUUCAGACAGCAGAACUUUUAGAGAAGAUUGAUGACAUGGUGGGGAGAGACAGAAAGAAAGGAGGAGUGGGUUUUGUGACAGCAGGUGAAGGACUGUCAAAGAUAACUGAGAUGGGAAGGAAAGAGGUGGAGGAGAGGGCAAAUUCAAGGAGAAUGAAAGUAAAGAGGACCAGAGAUGCACUCCGAUCUCUGAUUGCACAAUCGUCUUCAACUUCAGAACUACGAAUUCUGAUUGUGGGAUUGAAACAAGCGGGGAAGAGCUCAGCGGGAAACAUCAUUCUCGGUGAGGAGGCCUUUCCUUCCGGAUGUCCUACAACACGGUCCACCGAAAGACCCGGCGCUUUGGGCAGGAGGCGCGUCUCCGUGGUGGACACCCCCGGCUGGCACGGCAGAUACUGCUCUGAAGACACUCCACAGGAAGUACGGGUGCAGAUUACCCAGGGUGCAUCUCUGUGCGCCCCCUGUCCUCACGCCGUCCUGGUGGCGGUGCGGUGCGACGAGACCUUCACCGACACAGACAGGAGGAACCUGGAGGAGCUCCUGAGCUCUCUCGGAUUCUGGGCGUGGACUCGAGCUGUGGUGCUGUUCACCUGGGGAGACAAGCUCGGGCUCACCACCAUCGAAGAACACGUUGAGAGAUGGCCAGCCCUCCGCUGGCUGGUGGACAAAUGUGGCAACAGGUAUCAUGUUUUUGACAACUCGGCCAGGGUCGGACACGUUCAGGCCUCUCAACUGUUAGAGAGGAUAGAAGAGACCGUGAUGGAGAAUGAGACGGGAGCCCUGCUGAGGAAUUUAAUGGAUCUCCAACACAGCAAUAGAAAACUGGAACUAAAAUUCAAAAAGGCAGUAGGGAAACUUAAGAAAACCAAAGCAGCGAAUGACCUCUUCAUGCAGAUUGUUAACGAAAAAGAGAGAGAGGUGGAGGGCUUGACUGGGACGGCAAAAGAAAAAGAUGAGCAGAUUGAAACUCUGCAGACAACAGUAGAAAUAAAAAACAAGAGACUAAGGCUUAAUAAAGAGUACGAGGAAGAAAUCAACAUGAGACUUAUGGAGGCUCGUCAGGAGAACAGCUAUCUGAAACAGCAGCAGAACACCGCGACGGAAAAGGAAACGCUCGAGAAAAAGUUGAAGGAACAGGAGCAGGAGAUAGCGGCUUUGAUGGGGACGUGCGAGAGAAAAGAGGAACAGCUGAAGCGAGUGACGAUGGAGCACGAAAGACGAGCGGAAAUGCUCAAACAGGCUGCCGAGCAGUUGAAGGAGGAAAACGAUGAAACAAAGAAAUUGCUCGGGGCGACGAUCGGGGAGCUGCGGAGGCACUGUAAGAAAAAGGAAAGUGAGGCGCACACGGCAUGCUCCAACCAACACGGGCGAAUGAAAACAACAACAGACACCAAUUACUUGGAGGAGUUCAGCAGACAGCCAAAAUGGGCCUUCACAAUCACAUCAUCUCACUAUGGGGGCAAACCCGAGACGGAUGAGCAAAGCCGAGCUAGGCUGGAUGACGGUAUCACGGCCUAUGAAAAGACGGACGCCAUAAACCAACUCUGGAAUCUGGAAACCGAUUGGACGGCAUCGUGGCUGAGAGCCGGCGGAGCGGCGCUGGGAGCGGCCGUUGGCGCCUUUGUGGCCUCUUUCAGACUUCCCAGAGGGAUGAGCUCCAGGUCGGCCGGUUGGGUUGCCGCCGGAGCCAUGCUGGGCAGCUUACUGGUCCAAGGAGUCAAGGCCCAGAAGAAGGAGAAGGAGCCAGCAAAUCACAGAAACUCAUAA